AGCUAAGAUGGCAAUAGCUACACUGGGCUACACCUGAAGUAUUCAAACACAUGACUGCCUUUGAGACAAUGGGCUUUCGCCAAAAACCUUGUGACUCACAGGCGAUCUUCCUCUCCAAGCGUGUGAAAGCCCUCGCAGGAAGUCGAAUCGAAAUCCCAGCACCUGGACCGCCCAACCUGGACCGUGAGGACCGGCUCCGUGGUUGGGGAGCAGAGUGCGUUGAGGAUGUUUGGGUGGCACCCGAGGGUGACAGAGAAACAGGAUGCGAGCCCUUUGAGGCGUUUGAGGGCACAUCCCGGAAGGUUGGUUUGCUGCAGAAGGUCAAGACAUCGAAGGCAACUCGGAAAGGCACUGGCAAACAGCAAGCCAAGGCCUGUUAUGAUCAAGUGAAGCCCAAUCAGGGCGGAUGAGGUGCAUUGUACUCAGUCCUAGGAACCGAGUAAAGUAGUAAUUCGAUGUAAUUCGGAGUGAUCUGAUCUGAACGCCUUGUACAAAAAGCCGUCCAGGCCCCCAGCCGCACAGUGCACGUGGCACACACGGAUUUCCAGAAGUUGAAACAAAUGCAUCUGCGCAAGGUUGUCCUUGGCCCCUUGCGGAAGAGAUCUCAGAGACUCAGAAUGGUGAUGCCGAACCGUCAUCACCCGCGAACC
Durusdinium trenchii is the source of this 650-nucleotide messenger RNA. Lineage: Eukaryota; Dinophyceae; Suessiales; Symbiodiniaceae. The record is from the annotation of a GenBank genome assembly.